AUGGCUACACGCACGACCAAGCGCCUGCGCGGCCCCGAGGACGAGACGCUACGGGACGAGGAACAUCAUUUGUUGUGCGUGGACCCGAGUCUCAUGACGGAGCGUCAGCAGCUGGCGUUUCUACUGCGGACAACCGCUCACGAGGCGUCGGACACUUUGCAGCAGUGCAACAGAGAGCCGCAAGACGUGGCGGUAGCGUCUUUGCAGACUGCAAAGAAGCACCGACGACGUCAGCAGCGCACGGCGAGCGGCCGCCCGUGUCCGCGCACGAAGGGCAAGGAGUACAAGAAGAGACCACGUGCGGUGGACUGGAAGCGGCAAGGGACAGCACGACAAGACGCUUCGCGAUACGAAGAGAAGGUUGAGGUGUCGGGGUCGGAGGAUGAUGUGUCGCGGUUGAAGGCAACGAGUCGGCCCUGUGGAGACAGCGAGCCACGCUGUGCGCUCUGUUGCGAUUACGACACGGCCCACGAGGCGUCAUACUCGGACGUCCUAUUUCUGUGCCCCGCGUGCGACCAGAAGUACCCGACGCAAUGGGCCUUGGGGCGACGCGCCUGCAUGACGUGA
This is a messenger RNA of Hyaloperonospora brassicae, 567 nucleotides long. The record is from the annotation of a GenBank genome assembly. NCBI's taxonomy places the organism in Eukaryota, Oomycota, Peronosporomycetes, Peronosporales, Peronosporaceae.